This is a messenger RNA of Melospiza georgiana, 1716 nucleotides long. It is a transcript of the gene PRDM6, whose product is annotated as PR/SET domain 6. The coding region runs from base 1 to 1716 and encodes 571 amino acids. The record is from RefSeq and is a predicted model, not a curated record. Gene Ontology annotation, molecular function: protein binding; histone methyltransferase activity. The transcript has 7 exons. Lineage: Eukaryota; Metazoa; Chordata; Aves; Passeriformes; Passerellidae. Gene Ontology annotation, cellular component: nucleus.
AUGCUGAAGCCCGGAGAUCCCGGCGGAUCCGCGUUCCUGAAGGUGGAUCCCGCCUAUCUGCAGCACUGGCAGCAGCUUUUCCCGCAGACCAGCCAGCUCAAAAGCAGCGGGCCCCUCGCCCAGCUCCAGCCACCCGAGAGAGCCGAGCCCCCGGCUGACAGCCUCCGCCAGCGCCCGACCUCCCUCUCCUCCGCCUCCUCCUCCUCUUCCUCGUCCACUCCGUCUUCCUCCUCCACCUCGUCCUGCGUCGCUGCAGCCGCGGCUUCUCUGGCCGGCCUGACCUCCCUGCCCGUGACCCAGGUCCCGGUGUUCGGCCCGCUGCAGAGCUCGGAGCUCCCGGCCGGGGCAGCGCCCGCUCCCCUGCAGGGCAAGGAUUUGUGCGGGGCCGGCGGCGGCAAAUGCGGCGAGCGUGGCGCCGCUCGGUACCGCUGCACGGCCGAGGAGCUGGACUACUACCUGUACGGGCAGCAGCGCAUGGAGAUCAUCCCCCUGAACCAGCACACCAGCGACCCCAACAACCGAUGCGACAUGUGCGCGGAUAACCGGAACGGCGAGUGCCCCAUGCACGGGCCCCUGCACUCCCUGCGCCGGCUGGUGGGCACCAGCAGCGCCGCCGCGGCCGCCCCGCCGCCCGAGAUCCCCGAGUGGCUGCGGGACCUGCCCCGCGAGGUGUGCCUGUGCACCAGCACCGUGCCCGGCCUGGCCUACGGCAUCUGCGCCGCGCAGCGCAUCCAGCAGGGCACCUGGAUCGGGCCCUUCCAGGGAAUCUUGCUCCUGCCAGAGAAGGUUCAAGCAGGUGCCAUCAGGAACACUCAGCACCUCUGGGAAAUAUAUGACCAAGACGGGACACUGCAGCACUUUAUCGAUGGUGGAGAGCCCAGCAAGUCGAGCUGGAUGAGGUACAUCCGCUGUGCCAGGCACUGUGGGGAGCAGAACUUAACCGUGGUUCAGUACAGGUCAAAUAUAUUCUACCGGGCUUGUAUAGAUAUCCCCAGGGGCACUGAGCUGUUAGUGUGGUACAACGACAGCUACACGUCUUUCUUUGGAAUCCCUCUCCAGUGCAUUGCACAAGAUGAAAAUUUGAAUGUCCCUUCGACUGUAAUGGAGGCCAUGUCCAGACAAGACACCCUACAGCCAUUUAAUAAAAGUAGCAAACUAUCCCCUGCCACUCCACAGCGAUCCAUAGUAUUUCCACAGACUCCGUGUAGCCGAAAUUUUUCUCUCCUGGAUAAGUCUGGGUCCAUCGAGUCAGGAUUUAACCAGAUCAGUGUCAAAAACCAACGAGUUCUUGCAAGCCCAACUUCAACAAGCCAACUAAAUUCUGAGUUCAGUGACUGGCAUCUUUGGAAAUGUGGGCAAUGCUUUAAGACUUUCACCCAGCGGAUCCUCUUGCAGAUGCAUGUGUGUACGCAGAACCCCGACAGGCCCUACCAGUGCGGCCACUGCUCGCAGUCCUUCUCGCAGCCCUCGGAGCUGCGCAACCACGUCGUGACGCACUCCAGCGACAGGCCCUUCAAGUGCGGCUACUGCGGGCGCGCCUUCGCCGGGGCCACCACGCUCAACAACCACAUCCGCACGCACACCGGGGAAAAGCCCUUCAAGUGCGAGAGGUGUGAGAGGAGCUUCACACAAGCCACCCAGCUGAGUCGACACCAGAGGAUGCCCAAUGAGUGCAAGCCAAUAACAGAGAGCACAGAAUCAAUUGAAGUGGAUUAA